AGCGAUCUGUAAAUGAUCAAAUCCGGACCAGUGAUUGACCUGAACAUCGAUCAACGCAAGGAGACACGAUGACAUGACAAGACAGCCAAGUCGCCGAACCUGACAAGCCGAACCAUUUAAGUGCCAUUUACGACAAGCAUAGGCUGCUGGGGACCUAUAUUCGCACCUGUAAUCCACACGGGUCCUUUGAGCAUUUGAUUUACUAAAUGUGGUCGGAGCACAGUGACAUAUAGCCGUGACCAUCCUCACGUCACGCACUCAAUGCAAAACAAAGUUUUUUGGCUACAAAAUCGACAGACGAUAGGGUUUUUCUAACAGGACUGUGGUUAGAAAGAUUACGCCUGGCCUAUUUAUCUGCAGCGUCUUCAAGGGUGCAAGAUGGGUUCCCUUGCAUGUAUAGCUACAUGCAUGUACGUAUCCUUGGCAUGUUUGCUUUUCGCUGAUGGAAUGAAGACCCCUCACGUGUGUUCCCUAUGCACGUGUGACACAGACAUAAGUUACAAAGGGGUAAUGGUCAACUGCAUGGGACUGCGCUUAAAGGGCCUUCCUGUUCAGCUUCCCGUCAAUACCACGACAUUACUUCUCAGCAACAACGAGGUGACGAAUCUGACAGAACAGAUGUUUCAACGUUUCCCUCAUCUUCGAGCUCUUGACCUCUCUCAUAAUUCGAUCGUCACGAUCCAUGAAAAUGGCUUUAAAGGAAUCUCAAAGCUGAAGAAGCUAAACCUACAGUUCAAUCAGUUGGUGCUGGACUCGCAAACGUAUCACCCGAACGUGUUCAAGGAUCUCACGGAAUUAGAAGAAUUAAGUAUCGUGGAUAACGUUGACAACAGAGUCCACCCUCACGACACAUACCCAGACCAGAGUUUUCAACACUUGACAUCCUUGAAGGUGCUGUAUCUUGAUGGACUUCCGACUGACUUUGGUCCUGGAUUUGGUCAAUUGAGGAAUCUGAGGAAUCUGACUUUAUCAGGGUAUAUGACGUACUGUUAUCUACCCGUGCUGCAGAACACCACAUUCACAAAUGUACCAACAGUUCAACAUCUUAACAUCAGCAACUGUCGCAUCCGUAACUCAGACCUCCUUACAUUUCAACCAAUGAAACUUCUUAAAUCAAUAGACAUGUCAGACAAUGACAAUCUUGGCUUCACCAACUUCACCAAUGCUACCUAUGGACUACAACAUUCGUCUUUAGAAAAACUGAAAAUUAACCGCAUAUACCGUGUGUAUGAUGUAUGCACGCACUUGGAAGCCAACCACAUUAAGCACCUUGCAAACACAACGCUGAAGGAGCUCUACAUGGACGGAAAUGGAAUCAUUGUAGUACAAUCUGAAGCUGUUUCUUCUUUGCCGAAAAGUAUUGAGACAUUAUCAGUUCGUGCUAAUAAAUUUCAGUAUGGACAGUACAUGAUGUUAGGGAAUGAACUUGAGAACUUGAAGGUUCUAGAUGUUUCUGAAAUUAACAAAAUGAAACCAAUGCCAUUUUUUAAGCGAAGUGCCAAGUCAGUUCCAUACUUUCUCUCGGCAUAUAUAUCCGUUCCUCCAAAGCUUGAAAUUCUUAUUGCGUCAGAAUGUUAUUUCAGAGGUGAAAUCACUCCAGGGGGCCUUAUGCGCAAUAACAUCAAACAAAUAAUUGUUGAUAAUAACUUCUUUACAGCCCUGCACGGACCCAUCGCUGGUCUUGAAAAAGUCGAGUUUUAUGACUUCUCGAACAACAUCCUUGAAGAAAUUGGAAUGAAUUACUUCUCUGAAAACAAUUCAGUUUCCAAACUGAACCUUACAAACAACAUCCUUGGAGGAGCUCUAGCAAAAGAUACAAAGGGGUAUAUGUUUCUCAGGCUAACCAAAGCCCGUAUCAUUGACCUUUCAAUGAAUAGAAUUGCAUUCCUACCAAGACACAUAUUCACAGGACUGAGGAGCGUUGAGGUGAUAAACCUGAAUGAUAACUAUCUGCAGUCAUUUGAAGUUGACCUCCCCAUCACUCUGAAACAGCUUCACCUGUCAGGGAACAAAAUACAAAUGUUGUCUCCAGAUGUUCUGAGAAAUUUGGACAAUUUACCCAAGUUAAAAUUGUACCUACAGUUCAAUCCAAUAUCAUGCACAUGUCAGGGGGUGGACUUCUUAAAAUGGUUGAGUGAAAACAAACAUCGUAUACAUGGCCUCGAACAUAUGACUUGUGAACUUGAACCUGGCCAUGAGAUUCCUUUGUCCAAUUUUGAUGCUAUUAUUCAAACCCUCAGCAAAAGGUGUAACCUUGGAAACGUGAUAGCAGUGGCCACCUCGUUGUCCCUUUUCAUAUUUAUCCUUGGAACCAUUGGCGUUACCAUUGGUUAUCGCCACAGAUGGAAGAUAAGGUACCUCUACUAUGUAAGUAGAAGCAAGUAUCGAGUUCAACACGCUGUAGACGAUGAUGGUAGGGGUGCGUUCCAGUACGAUGUUUUUGUUUCGUAUGCGUCCAAAGAUAGGGUAUUUGUCACUGGCUCCUUGCUCCCAGAGCUUGAAACGAAUCGGGAACUGCGAGUGUGGAUACACGACAGAGACUCCACUCCAGGUGAUCAAAUAGCUGACACCAUUGUUGACGUCAUAAGAAGGAGCCAGAAGACGCUGAUCGUUUUGUCACCGUCUUUCCUGGAUAGCCACUGGGGGGAGUUCGUCUUCAAUAUGGCCCGCAUAGAAGGGAAUGAUCGUCGCCAUAACACAUUGGUUGUUGUUAUGUAUAAAUAUGCACCAAUCAGGUGUUUAUGGAAGGAUAUCUCGGUGAUGAUACGAAACAACAAUUAUCUGGAAUAUCCAGAAGACCCCGUUGGGAAGGACGUUUUCUGGGGCAAUGUGGCGGAAGCUAUCAGAUCUUGACUUUCAGUAGAAACUGUGAGUGCGCUGCAAGAUGUUUAUGAAUGUUUUCAAAUAAUCCAACAUAUAUUUGACUUCCUAUUAUAUAUCUGUUAUUGUCUUUUUGUAAUGUAUAUUGUUAAGCUUCUGAGUGCGUCGUUUUCUAGCUGUUUGAUCACGUUAUUCAAACUUUUAAGUAAAAGUAGUUCUACAUUGUUGUAUAAGCGAUAGACUGAUGAUGAAUGAAUAAAAA
Haliotis rufescens (red abalone) is the source of this 3082-nucleotide messenger RNA. RefSeq names its product toll-like receptor 4. The transcript has 2 exons. Lineage: Eukaryota; Metazoa; Mollusca; Gastropoda; Lepetellida; Haliotidae. Gene Ontology annotation, molecular function: transmembrane signaling receptor activity; protein binding. The coding region runs from base 379 to 2853 and encodes 824 amino acids. The record is from RefSeq and is a predicted model, not a curated record. Gene Ontology annotation, cellular component: membrane. Gene Ontology annotation, biological process: toll-like receptor signaling pathway; immune response.